AAGCGUACAUCCAAAUAUAUACGUGGGAUAUAAAAUAUUCUAAUAUCCGAGUAUAAAGUAAUCGAAUAGUUAAAUGUUUGUAUCAUAUUUUAAUCAUUGAAACGUUCGAAUAUCAAGUACAGAAAAAUUCGACUACUUUCAGACCUAAAACCGUUAUAGAAUGAAAAUAUUUUGAAGAUGUCGGAAAAAGCCUUUUGUUUUUUGCUGGUUAUUUCUAGGAAGGGGCACGAAGAGAUCUCGGGCCAGUCCUGAGCAGAGUUGACGUCACUGGCGCAUGCGCGCGGCAACGGACGGCACUGCAGAAGCAGGCGAGUUCGCGAGUGUAUCGAUUUUACGAUCGUGUCUCUCGCCGCUAGUGCGUCCGUUUCCUUUAGUUUUUAGUGGCCGUGCUCGUCGUACAUGGAUAAAAUCGUGAAUGGGAUUAGUCGCUAGUUUUUCCACUUCGUACACCCGCUGACUCGCAAUUCUUCGUCACCCUCGCCAUGACCAAGGAUAGAUUAGCAGCCCUCACCGCGACCCAGUCGGACGAGGAUGACGUGGCGGACGACGUGUCCGUCAACGUCGGCGGGCAAGAUGACUUCAUGACAGAGUUUUUCGCGGAGGUGGAGGAGAUCCGCGAAAUGAUAGACAGGAUCCAGACGAACGUAGAAGAUGUCAAGAAAAAGCACAGUGCCAUCUUAUCGGCGCCACAGACCGACGAGAAGGUCAAAAUGGAAUUGGAGGACCUGAUGUCCGACAUCAAGAAAACGGCCAACAAAGUCAGGGCUAAAUUAAAGGUGAUAGAGCAAAAUAUCGAGCAAGAAGAGCACACGAACAAAUCGUCGGCGGAUCUGAGGAUACGCAAGACACAGCACUCGACGCUGUCCAGGAAGUUCGUCGAGGUGAUGACAGAGUACAAUCGAACGCAGACCGAUUACAGAGAGCGGUGUAAGGGAAGGAUACAACGACAGCUGGAAAUCACGGGGAGAACGACCACUAACGAGGAACUAGAGGAAAUGUUGGAACAGGGAAAUCCGGCUGUGUUCACGCAAGGGAUUAUCAUGGAAACGCAACAAGCGAAACAGACCCUCGCUGACAUCGAGGCUCGCCACGCCGAUAUUAUCAAACUAGAGAACUCGAUUAGGGAACUUCACGACAUGUUCAUGGACAUGGCCAUGUUGGUAGAAAGUCAGGGCGAGAUGAUAGAUCGCAUAGAGUACCAUGUGGAGCACGCGGUGGACUACGUGCAAACGGCAACGCAGGACACCAAAAAAGCACUCAAGUAUCAAAGCAAAGCCCGACGGGUGAGUCCAUCCCAGAUCAUCGCGCGAACCCACCGACCUUUCGCCUCUAAUUGGUCACUUUUUGUUUCUCCUCUCGAUCCUUGCUCCUCUCGAUCACGACCUCUCUCAACUCUGUCCCUCGUCCUCGUAUCCGGCUGACUCGUUUAGCUCUCCUCCGUCUGGUGCCAUUUUUUCACACCCGCCGUUCCCUGACCUCUCACGCUUUUUGGUUUACUACUAAUUCGCUCUCCUCUAUCUAUGUGCGUGUCACACUUUCUACCGCGGCGCGACAUCUAACAACGACGACGCUUUCUUUCGUACUUGAUCAAAUUAAUUAUCGCUCGUACGAUCGAAUCGCUGCUCGCAUAUACGUGUUUGUAUGUAUGCAUACGCGUACAGCCGAGGGAAUGGCAGCCAUUUUAGUGUAAAUCGGUUGGUUACUGAGAAUCUUUCUCUUUCGGUGAACUGGUGUGUCCGUACCACAAAGGCAAGCUACGUUUGCCAGACACAUAAAAUUUCGGAUAAAUAUGUAAGAAAUAAUAUCGAAUACAAUAUCCUAAGUCGCGAAGCAUCUGAAUCUCCUUUCCUCUCAUUUUUGAGAUACGUGAAAUGAUCUUUAUCGCGCAGAGCGACCUUGCGUUGCAAACUAUCGUGCAUAUUUACAAUGAAAGUAGCAAAACAAGCCUUAAGCUGUUAGAAGUGUCAAAUUACGUACGACUUACAAUUAGCGUAGUUUGCCACUGAGGUGCAGCCAGCGUCUACACUCUGAAGUCGACGUUUUAAGAAACUUGACUUACACGAGUAUGGCUUUGACCUCUCUACAUGCAUAUACGUGUAUCAACAUACACACAUAUGCGUGUAUUUAUGUAUGUAUGAUGUAUGUAUUAUAUUCGCGUCCACACUGACAUAUGUACACACCCUCACACAUAAACACACAUCUAUCGACUUGUUUAUACUCAUUUACUUGAUCCGUACUAUGUCGUUUGUAUACAUGCAUCAUUGUAUACAUAUACAUAUAUAUAUGUAUGUGUCUCUCUACUUGUGUCGCUAUGUCCUGUUGAACAUCAGUGUGCUAAUUGUGCCUCUGUCCAUGAACUGUGUGUCUAUUCGUACUACUAAAACUCUGCGUUACUAAUCUAUGCUCUCUAACUGACUAAUUUGCGUCCACGAUCUGGUUGUAUCGUCGAUAACGGCGGACGAUACAGAUCUGUCUGGAAUUUAGCCUGGUGUUUCUGCUUGAGGUUGAUGAGACGCGUUGCGUGCGCAAUAAGGUGUGGCGCGGUGUGGCUUGAUAUACAUGAUAUGUUUAUACCUCUCUCUACCGUCUACGUGUGUACCUAUAUGUACAUAUGUAUGUGAACGUAUAUACAUACACGCACAACGAAUACAUGUCUACACGUAAUUUUGGGUGCAUCCUCGGAGGCGAUCAAGGGUUACCGAUGCGUAGUGAUGGGAAUGAUAUCGAUACGACACUAUCGAUGAACUGCACACUCCUAUCAGCUAAUAUCGAACAGUAUGGAUACAUGUUUGACGGUUCGACGAAAGUCUUUGACUCGUAUUGCAUCAUUGAAUCGUUUCAUCAUUGAAGCGUACAUUGUACACUCAGGUUACGAUCGUUUAGGUUCGUGGAAACUUUUGGGAGACGCUGACGUCACCAGCGAAGAAACGAAUCACCCAAACGUCGCUUGUACGUAAAUUAGACACGUAAAAGACUAUAUUCCAUUGUUACACAAUGCGGGUCGUAGGAAUAAUGUGCGCAUUUUUGUCGGGAGCAUACACAAACGCACACCUCGCUUCUGCAAUCUGCAUCGUGUAGUAUUCAACGACGCGGUAGUUUUCUGCGCAUCUACCUUGCGCACAAGUGGCUUUAGAUGAUUAAUUUCUUCGUUAGUGGAGAGCUAGUGUCACUGCUCACUGUAGUGCUAAGCUUCUGAUUGAUGAAUCAUCCAUUGGCGAUGUGACAUUCUAUGAAUCGUUCUAUACAUAACUUGUUCACUGUGAUUAGAUUUGUUGUUGGUUCGUCUUUGUUAGGAGGAAUACAAUGUCUUGCUAAUAAUUUGAUUCGGAGUGUAUUUCUAGGUAUUUGUUACAUAUAUUUAUUUACACCGAUACAUUCACGAUGAACGUGCAAUACCAAUACUAUCAAAUUGGUAUCAAUGGUAUAACACAUCAAUAGGGAACGAAGUCUGAUUAUUAGAAAGUAAGCAAUUGAAAUUAGUACAACGUAAAGUAAUUACUUUUAUCGAUUGAAUUUUCUUUGAUUCAUUCAGAAUAGCGUCGAUGUCUGCUGGAUAUUAUACGGAAUUGGUAUCGAUCGAGUAUUCAUUGCAAAAGUUUCGGUAUCAAGAAUUAAUAAGGAAGUAUAGCUCAACAAGUUUAAUAGGGUCCCUAAAGGAGUGGUCUGAGCGUCGUGGGUCGAGUGAAGGGAAUGGGAACGAACGGUUCUACCUCGGUUGAGCAGAAGAUUCCCUAGAGAUAUUUCACGUUGGCAGAGUUCCAAGCGAUUCUCAUAAAAAUAUUCCACGUUCUAUUAGUUUUAACGAGUAUGCAUUUUAAAUAAGAACCACAGACACUCCAUAUGAAAUUCUUCUUAAUCACUUCACGUCCUCGUGGUCCAUCGCUUCGUUCUUGAUGCAUAUGGGUAUCACAGAAUUUGUAUUGUUAAUACAGUACUAACUGUUCGUUAUUUGUAUGGAUUAUUAGUAUUAUUUAUAGAAGAAAAGUAAUGGUGCUUGAGAAAGAUGUUGUACAUAAAUGGUCAUGAUACGUGAAUGUAUAUGAUAAAUGCUUAGAGAUAUUUCUGCAUGUACUAUAUGUAUGUGUAAAUAUACGCAGAUAAUCUAUGUACUAAACUGUAUUUAUAUGUACAUAUACGUACUUGUUACAGAUACUUAUUUAUAUGGAUAUAUUCAUAAUGAAUGUCUUAAUAUCAAUAAUAUCGAAUUGGCAUUGAUGGUAUAAUAGAUCAAUAGGACACAAAGUCUGAUUAGUAGUAAGCAAUCAUAUAGCAAAGGUAACCAACCUAACCAACAUAACAUAAAUAGAACGAGAAGCUUUUCUGGAAGCCAGGAUAAAGAGAAUAUAAAUAAAAUCUUGAUGUAGGUAAGACGAGGUCAACUUGUUGAGCUAUACCUAAAUAUUUUGCUACCUUUCGACGCGUUUCCUGUGAAGUACUCGAGUGUCGAAUUGCUUGGACAUCAGUUGUAAGUAAUCGUAUCAGUCCCAUCGCUACCAAUGCGUCUCCUCUGCCUCGUUCUCUUUCUCC
Hylaeus volcanicus is the source of this 4527-nucleotide messenger RNA. Its product is annotated as syntaxin-1A. The transcript has 8 exons. The record is from RefSeq and is a predicted model, not a curated record. Gene Ontology annotation, biological process: intracellular protein transport; exocytosis; synaptic vesicle fusion to presynaptic active zone membrane. NCBI's taxonomy places the organism in Eukaryota, Metazoa, Arthropoda, Insecta, Hymenoptera, Colletidae. Gene Ontology annotation, cellular component: presynaptic active zone membrane; synaptic vesicle; endomembrane system. Gene Ontology annotation, molecular function: SNARE binding; SNAP receptor activity. The coding region runs from base 483 to 1421 and encodes 312 amino acids.